This is a messenger RNA of Aethalodelphis obliquidens (Pacific white-sided dolphin), 2202 nucleotides long. RefSeq names its product RAD50 interactor 1 (gene RINT1). The record is from RefSeq and is a predicted model, not a curated record. Bases 80 to 2179 code for a protein of 699 amino acids. Gene Ontology annotation, cellular component: Dsl1/NZR complex. The transcript is spliced from 13 exons. Gene Ontology annotation, biological process: endoplasmic reticulum to Golgi vesicle-mediated transport; regulation of ER to Golgi vesicle-mediated transport; retrograde vesicle-mediated transport, Golgi to endoplasmic reticulum. NCBI's taxonomy places the organism in Eukaryota, Metazoa, Chordata, Mammalia, Artiodactyla, Delphinidae.
GUGUCUGAUCACUGGCCGGAGCCGGAGUCCAUUGGCCACGCUGGCUGCGCAAGGAGCCGAGGACUCGCGCGGAGGCAGGAUGCUCCUGGCCGGCGAUUUCGGCAAGGCGCCGGCAACCCGGUGCUGCUCUGAAAACGGUGACCAAAGGAAGAACAUCAAGGAGAAAAGUGACAUAAAUAUUGCAGCUGUCGUUGGAAACCAACCAGUCUGUGAAAGUACAGAUAACGGUGAUCUCCCUUCCUAUGUGGCGGUAUUUAUAGAAAAGGAAGUCGGAAAUGACCUUAAAUCUUUAAAGAAACUUGAUAAACUCAUAGAACAGAUGACAGAAAGUAAAAUGCAGUUAGAAGAACAGGUACUUACAGUUUCAUCAGAAAUCCCUAAAAGAAUUCAGAGUGCCUUAAAAAAUGCAGAAGAAUCAAAGCAAUUCCUUAAUCACUUUCUGGAGCAAGAAAGCCAUCUCUUCAGUUCCAUUAACAGCCAUCUGCUGACUGCACAGCCCUGGAUAGAAGAUCUCGGAGCCAUGAUUAACCAAAUUGAAGAGAUUGAACGGCAUCUUGCUUAUCUUAAAUGGAUUUCACAAAUUGAAGAACUGAGUGAUAACAUUCAGCAGUAUCUGAUGACCAAUAAUGUCCCAGAGGCAGCUUCUACUCUGGUCUCUAUGGCAGAACUUGACAUCAAGCUUCAGGAAUCAUCCUGUACUCAUCUUCUUGGUUUCAUGAGAGCCACUGUUAAAUUCUGGCAUAAAAUUCUCAAGGACAAGCUUACAAGUGACUUUGAGGAAAUUUUAGCACAGCUUCAUUGGCCAUUCAUCGCACCCCCUCAGUCUCAAACUGUUGGCAUAAGUCGACCAGCCAGUGCCCCUGAGAUAUACAGCAACUUGGAGACACUAUUUUCUCAGCUCCUGAAACUACAAACCUCAGAUGAAUUACUUACUGAGACAAAACAACUUCCAGAAAAAUACUCUCUUCCUGCAUCCCCUGCUGUCAUCCUGCCCAUCCAGAUUAUGCUGACUCCCCUUCAAAAGAGGUUCAGGUAUCACUUCAGAGGGAACCGACAAACUAAUGUUAUAAGCAAGCCCGAAUGGUACUUGGCUCAGGUACUUAUGUGGAUUGGGAACCACACUCAGUUUCUGGAUGAGAAGAUUCAGCCAAUAUUAGACAAAGUAGGCUCUUCGGUGAAUGCAAGGCUUGAAUUUUCUCGGGGCCUUAUGAUGCUGGUUCUUGAAAAGUUAGCUGCUGAUAUUCCUUGUCUGCUCUAUGAUGACAGUCUCUUCUGUCAUUUGGUGGAUGAGGUGCUUUUGUUUGAAAGAGAACUACACAGCGUUCAUGGCUAUCCCAGCACUUUUGCUAAUUGUAUGCAUAUUCUGUCAGAAGAGACCUGUUUUCAGAGAUGGUUGACUGUGGAGAGAAAAUUUGCUCUUCAAAAAAUGGACUCAAUGCUCUCGUCAGAAGCUGCCUGGAUAUCCCAAUAUAAGGAUAUCACUGAUGUGGAUGAGAUGAAAGUUCCAGACUGUGCAGAGACGUUUAUGACACUACUCUUGGUUAUAACUGACAGAUAUAAAAAUCUUCCCACAGCUUCCAGAAAGCUGCAGUUCCUGGAGUUACAGAAGGACUUAGUAGAUGAUUUUAGGAUACGAUUAACUCAGGUGAUGAAAGAAGAGACUAGAGCUUCCCUUGGCUUUCGAUAUUGUGCAAUUCUUAAUGCCGUGAACUAUAUCUCAACAGUACUAGCAGAUUGGGCUGACAAUGUUUUCUUUCUACAACUUCAACAGGCAGCAUUGGAAGUCUUUGCAGAGAAUAACACUCUCAGUAAAUUGCAGCUGGGGCAACUGGCCUCUAUGGAGAGCUCUGUCUUUGAUGACAUGAUUAACCUGUUAGAGCGUUUAAAGCAUGACAUGCUGACCCGGCAAGUAGACCAUGUUUUUAGAGAAGUUAAAGAUGCUGCAAAAUUGUAUAAAAAAGAAAGGUGGUUGUCCUUGCCAUCGCAGUCAGAGCAGGCAGUGAUGUCCCUGUCCAGUUCGGCUUGCCCCUUACUGCUUACUUUACGAGACCGUUUACUGCAAUUGGAGCAGCAGCUCUGCUUCUCCUUAUUUAAAAUCUUCUGGCAAAUGCUUGUAGAGAAGCUGGACAUAUACAUCUACCAAGAAGUAAGUAAGAGUAGACUGUAUGUUGGGCUGUGAUGAUAGAGGCAACUGCUAUAUGA